AUGAUUUACCUAUAUAGCAGGGGCAGAUCAUCAUGCAGGUGCCCAUGUCUGGAACUCAGGGGCUAUAGCAGAUUCCAGCUGGUACAGCCGGGUCAGAUCCAGUUCCAGAGGGGACAGACUCUACAGGUCCAGGGUCAGCAAGGCCAGACCCAGCAGUUCAUCAUUCAGCAGCCCCAAACUGCAGUGACCACAGGACAGAACCAGGGCCAGCAGCAGAUUAUAUUGCAGCCGGGGCAGCAAGUGGCCCUGACUGCAGACAGCCAGACGAUUGUGUACCAGUCAGUCAAUGCUGAUGUCUACAUUCUACAGCAAGAGAUGAUCACCAUCCCUGCCUCUAGUCUGGCUGGCGCUCAGAUCGUACAGGCAGGCAACAACAGCAACACAACCAAUAGGGGUCAGGGCACAGUGACCGUCACACUGCCUGGGAACAUGGUAAACACAGUCAAGAUGGUUCCGGGUGGCGGUGGCACUCUGCCCACCAUGCAGCAUAUCCCCCUACCAGCGACGGAGAUGCUGGAGGAGGAGCCUCUGUACGUCAACGCUAAGCAGUAUCACCGCAUCCUGAAGAGACUGCAGGCCCGUGCCAAGCUGGAGGCAGAGGGAAAGAUCCCCAAGGAGAGGAGGGUGAGUGUGUGUGUGAGCAUGAGUAAAUGUGUGCAGACUGUCAGCUUUAAGAAUAUAAAAUGUUUCUAAACCCUUCUACAUUAAUGUGGAUGCUACCAUGAUUACAGAUAGUCCUGAAUUAAUGGUGAAUAAU
This is a messenger RNA of Coregonus clupeaformis (lake whitefish), 757 nucleotides long. Its product is annotated as nuclear transcription factor Y subunit alpha-like. The coding region runs from base 1 to 693 and encodes 230 amino acids. Gene Ontology annotation, biological process: regulation of transcription by RNA polymerase II. The record is from RefSeq and is a predicted model, not a curated record. Gene Ontology annotation, cellular component: CCAAT-binding factor complex. The transcript has 5 exons. NCBI's taxonomy places the organism in Eukaryota, Metazoa, Chordata, Actinopteri, Salmoniformes, Salmonidae. Gene Ontology annotation, molecular function: DNA-binding transcription factor activity, RNA polymerase II-specific; RNA polymerase II cis-regulatory region sequence-specific DNA binding.